AUGGCGCUCAGCUCGACUGUUGUCUGUCUUCUCGCCGGUUUGCUUCUCCUCAGUCUCGCGCGGGCAGAUGUGGGCGUGGCCACGCAGCGUCUUCGCCCAGCGGAUCAGCAGAAAUCGGCCCUGUAUCCAGCAGCCGGCUUUAAGCCCUCUAGACAGUUUGGCCUUCCGGCAACCGACCAGCAACCGAAAUCCGCUCGCCUUGUGGCCAACAGUGAAGCGCAGGAGGAUCUCGACGACGCCGCCGAGGAGGUGGAGGUGACGCAACCAAAGACAGUUUCUGUGCCACGCCUAGUUCCUGCUCCAGGGCCAGCAUUACCGGUAACUCCCACCAUCGCAUACUAUCCGGCCGAAGCCGUGGGAUUCGUCCAGCCAUCAACUUUCGCCAAGUUCAUCGGUGGCCCACAGCAGGCUGCACCAUAUGUAGCUGCGUCGCAGUACUACCAAGCCUAUUUUGGAUAGACACGAACAGAUACAGAUACAGAUAAAGAUACAGAAUACAUUAAAAAAGGAUUUAUAACGUCUUAGUUAACUUAUAUAACUUUAAUUGUUAAACCUGACCUGUUCCACACAGACAGUAAUCCCAUACAUAUGUCCAAACAUACAUAUGUCCAUCUGUCCGUAUGAACGUCGACAUAUCUGAAAUUAUAAGAGCGAUAAGAUUCAGGUUGUUUCAGAGUAAUAACAAUAAAUAUACAAUAUACAAU
Messenger RNA from Drosophila melanogaster (fruit fly), 704 nucleotides. RefSeq lists its product as uncharacterized. Bases 1 to 459 code for a protein of 152 amino acids. The transcript has a single exon. The record is from RefSeq and is marked reviewed. Lineage: Eukaryota; Metazoa; Arthropoda; Insecta; Diptera; Drosophilidae.